Molecule: messenger RNA, 1682 nt
Organism: Andrographis paniculata
Lineage: Eukaryota; Viridiplantae; Streptophyta; Magnoliopsida; Lamiales; Acanthaceae
Product: 1-aminocyclopropane-1-carboxylate synthase
Exons: 4
Coding region: 61-1506 (481 amino acids)
Biological process (GO): amino acid metabolic process; biosynthetic process
Molecular function (GO): pyridoxal phosphate binding; transaminase activity
Source: RefSeq, a predicted model, not a curated record
UUUUUGCAAAAAAAAAAGUACUCUUAAGCUUAUCAUUAUUUGCAAUCGUCGAUUCUGACAAUGGAAAUCAAGAAUUUGAGCACCCGAAUGCUAUCGAAGAUCGCUAAAAGUGACGAGCACGGCGAGAACUCGCCGUAUUUCGAUGGAUGGAAAGCGUACGAUAGCGAUCCAUUCGAUCCGAUUAGAAACCCUAAUGGAGUUAUUCAAAUGGGCCUUGCUGAAAAUCAGCUUUGCUUCGAUUUAGUUCAAGAAUGGAUCGAGAGAAAUCCCGAGGCUUCAAUAUGUAGCCAUGAAGGGCUUCAUGCAUUCAAGAAUAUCGCAUUGUUUCAAGAUUACCAUGGCUUGCCUCAUUUCCGAAAUGCGGUGGCGCGGUUUAUGGCGAAGAUGAGGGGCGGGAGGGUUAGUUUCGAUCCGGACCGUAUAGUAAUGGGCGGCGGAGCCACGGGGGCCAAUGAGAUGCUAAUGUUCUGUUUGGCUGAUCCCGGAGAUGCAUUUCUUAUCCCUUCUCCUUAUUAUCCCGCAUUCGAUAGGGACCUAAGAUGGAGAACAGGUGUGAAACUAAUCCCUAUAAAUUGUCAAAGCUCCAACAAUUUCAAGAUCACUAAAGAAGCUCUCGAAGAGUCUUACCAAAAUGCAAAAGUCAAAGUCAAAGGCCUAAUCCUAUCCAAUCCAUCGAACCCUUUGGGAACAAUCUUGGACAAGGAAACCUUCAAAACCCUAAUAGAAUUCAUCAACGACAAGAAAAUCCACCUCGUAUGCGACGAGAUUUACGCGGCCACCGUGUUUGGUGGCGCAAAUUACACGAGCGUGUCGGAAAUUAUCCAAGAAAUGGAAUGCGAUCGCAACCUAAUCCACAUUGUCUAUAGCUUGUCGAAGGACAUGGGGUUUCCGGGGUUUAGGGUUGGCAUAAUUUACUCUUACAACGACAAUGUAGUGAAUUGCGCGAGAAAAAUGUCGAGCUUUGGGUUGGUCUCGUCGCAAACACAACAUUUCUUGGCGUCAAUGUUGUCCGAUGAUGACUUCAUGGACAAAUACCUGUUGGAAAGUUCAAGGAGGUUGGCUUCGAGACACAGUAAAUUUACAAACGGAUUGGAUAAGGUUGGGAUCAGUUGCUUGGCGAGCAAUGCUGGAUUGUUUUGCUGGAUGGAUUUAAGACAUCUUUUGAAAGAAGAGACGUUCGAAGGCGAAUUAGGGUUGUGGAGAGUUGUAAUAAAUGAUGUGAAGUUAAAUGUCUCGCCGGGCUCUUCGUUCCAUUGCCAAGAGCCCGGGUGGUUUAGGGUUUGUUUUGCGAAUAUGGAUGACGAGACAAUGGAGAUAGCGCUGCGGAGGAUUCGGAAAUUUGUGGGAACAAACGAACAAGAAAAUGCGCGAGUGAAAAUGGCCAAACCGUGGCGAAAAAAUUUGAGGUUGAGCUUUUCAUCGAUUACAUAUGAUCAUGAAACUAGGGUUUCUUCCCCGGUUAUUAUGUCUAGCCCUCGAUCGCCCUUAGUACGAGCUCAUACUUAGGGUUUUUAUUUUAUUUUAUUUUGUGUUUUACAAUGAUUUGAUAAGUAAAUUGAUAUAAUUAAUGAUAUGAAUUGAUUUUAUUAUUAUUAUUAUUAUUUUUGGUUUUUGAUGUAUCUCAUCUCCAUUCAUUUAUAGGUUUGAAGAGGAUAUAUGGUUGACAAGGUACUUUGAUUUGC